AAGUUUCAAGUGGGCGGUAUUUUGGUGGCGUAAGUGUAAGAAGUGUGUUACUCGUCGUGUUUCGUAAUGUGUUGUUGUUGCAGGUUCUUGACUCAAGUGAGCGUACACACUUUUGACACACCCUUGUUGUCGCCGCUUUGGUGAUGGGGAUGUGAGUGUGUCUUUGUCUGCCUGUCUGUCUUGGAAGUCUCUAGCUAACUAGUUUCGACUGACGUUUUUGUGUUGGUGUCUGGAUCUGAGCUGACAGGUUGGACACAAAAGACGACCGUCCGUGGCUGUGGAUAUCAUAGAUGCCGUGUGGAAUAGUGGAUUAACCGGUUCAGACGACCACCAAGCCAUACAUUGUGGAUGAGUACCUGUCUGAAGACUCCGACUCGGAUGACGACUGGCUCAGUGCUCCGGAGUGGUCAUCAAGGCGAACCUCUGCAAACCAGUCGGGCGAGAGUGAUGACGACAGCGAUAAAAGCAAAGAUGGGAAAUCGAAAAAAGAUGAGCCCCCGUCUCGGCAGGUUUCUGUAGAUAGCCGCGUUGUGUCCAGUCUGGUGAGUGAGGUGGAACUUCUCCUGUCCUAUCUGGACAAGAACGACUAUGAGGGUGCUCAGAGAGCUGCCCGGAACUUGAAGGAGUGUGGAGGGGGAGGAGGAGGGGGAGUUUCUCGAGGGCAGAUUGAGGAAGAGUUAAGUCCUUUGCUGCCUGCAGCCAAAAUUUCCUCCCCAAAACGGUUGCUCGCACAAGAGCGAAAUCACAACAUGGAUAACGGCAAUGGGGAGGAGAGUCAGCCACUUUUAACCACCGACGAAACAAUGAACAGGGAUCUAGGGGCGAGUGAUGGGCCCAGCAUCGAGGAGCAGCGGCAAGCUCUGGCACAGCUGGAUGAUGAGCUCAACGCAUUUGAGGAGAUGGAGGUUCAGGUCUCACAAGGACUUCCCACGUCUCCCACGGCGACGGCACCCCCAGCCCCGCGACGUCGGUCCAGCAGCGGGAGUGGCAUCCCUCGUCUCGUGCGCUCCUCCAGCUCCUGCAGCGAGGAUUCCGACUCUGGAAUGACAGACAGGAGAAGUGGGAUGAGAAACCAUCGACGCAGCCCCUCACCUGGCAAUGCAGGGCAAACCUCUGGGAUCCCCAGAUUUGGUGGUAGUCGACCACUGGCUCGGAUGGUUCCCAAGCUGGCAGAAGCAGAUGGGAACUCCAGUCAGACCAAGUCAGGACUAAAUAAUGCAAUGAGUGACAGCAAUUACAGGGGUCGUCGCAGCCCCAGCCCUGGCAAUCGCCAACUGCAAAUGAAGGCAAACAUCAGCCCAAAGACAUCUUCCACACCUCCUGCUGCUCGUCUUGGUCAGGGGGCGGGGCUAGAUGCGGAGAUCAGCGGCCUGGAUGACAGCAAAGACCCAGAGACUGCAGCUUGGGAGGUCAACAUUUCAGACUUCACCGGCCGGGCCAAGAAGAACAAAAAGCGUUCAGGGAUUCCAUCGGUAUGGACAAAGUCAGUGGGUAAGGAAGUCUCAUCUGUUCAGUCAAGAGGAGACAUCUCUCCAUCCUCUUCCUCCUCCCAGCUGUCGAUGGUUCAAGCAUCUCAGACAUUCACCGUCCUGUCAGCCUCCCAGUCAGAGAGCAUUGAGGCUAUUGGGGAGUGUAGGGACCCAACACUGCGUAAGGUCCUUGAUCUGAGAAGAUGGCACUGCAUGAGUCGACCCCAGUACAAGACUUCAUGCGGCAUCUCCUCGGUGGUCUCCUGUUGGAACUUCCUCUUCUCAACGAUGGGCCAAGGGAGUUUGAAACCUCUGACCCAAGAAGUGGCCAUGAAGAUCCUGGGAUUUCACUCUCCAUUUGAGGAGAUAAAGUUUGGUCCUUUCACUGGCAACUUGACGCUGAUGAGAUGGUUCCGACGACUCAACUCUCACUUUGGCGUGACCGGCCGCUGUUACUACAUGUUCAAGCCGCGCGGCCGAAACAAGACAGUCGGAGUGACUAGUGAGAUGGCACUGGAGAAGCUGAAGGAGGGCCUGAAGGACCCCAACACAACCUUCGUCUACCACUGCCACAACCACUACUUCUGCCCCAUAGGCUACGAGGAAACACCCGUUUUCUGUGUGGACGCCUACAGUGGCUUCCUCAACCCUGAGGCGAUCGAGUCCUGGAUCCUCAUUGGAGAAACAAGCAGGAAAUAUCCGGCCAUACACUGUAAACUCUGGGACGAAAUUUCCACUGACUUGCACUGUGAGAGCCCAAACUUCAUCAACAUCCGCCAGUCAUGGAAAGGUGUCAUGCAGCGGAACACCAGCAAGAAGCCGGGUGGGAACCUGCACUGUAUCAUGACGUUCCAGCGAUCUACAGGGAUCAGCACGUCUCCCUCGCAGAAUAAAUCUAGCAUCCCGAGGUCAUCCCGACUGCCCGUCCGUCCUGGCUCUUCAUCCUCGCUAGAUGGGGGAUCUCUUUCACCAGUGGAUGGGGAAGGCGGUCGUCCAGCGUGGAGAGAUUUGGACUCAUUUUAUGAGGAGGAGCAAGGGGAUUACGUGGAGACGUUGGAUUCUGAAGUUAGUGAUGAUGAGGUGUCGAUGUGGGGGACUUGGAAUAGCGGAGUGGGGAUAAGGGGACGGGGUGUGGAUAGAAGAAGAGAGACAAAGGGGCAGUCUGCAGAUAGAAGCAAAGGGGUCAAGGAAGUGUGUGAGGAUUGCAAUGAGGAGAUACAGGAGCCAGCUGUGGAAAGUAAGAGAAAGAUGUUUGGGCAGUCUGUGGAUAGCAGGGGUAAGAUAGUGGGACAAACGGUGGAUAGCAGAGGGAAAACAUCAGGACAAGCUGUGGAUAGCAGAAGGAAGCUCUGGGGACAAACUGCGGAUAGCAAAGGGAAGACAGUGGAACCUGCUCUUAAUAAGAAAAUCACAGAUAGCAAAGGGAGAACGUGGGGUCAGACUUUGCUGAGCAAGGGGAGAACACUGGGACAAGCGAUGGUUAACAAGGGGAAGGAACUGGAGCAAGCUGUACAGAGCAAAGGGAAACUAAUUGGACAGGCCACAGAGAGGAAGGCCAAGGUCUGGGGCAGGUAUCGAGAGAGUAAAGUGGAAGCCAAGGAACAGACCGCGAAUAGCAAAGUGGGGACAAAGGGACAGACUGUGAAUAGCAAAGGGGGGAUAAAGGGACAGUCUGGGAAUGCCAAGCUCCCAAGAGGGGAAGAGUCCAUUCCCAAAAAUAUACCCAGCAAAGAGAAUUUAAAGGAGACAGAUAUGGACAAUGGUGCGAACAGCAAGGAAGAGACAAUUGAACAGGAAGCAGAUGGUAAUACAAAGGGCAAAGAGGAAAAAAAAGAAUUGGCUGUGGAUAUCCAAAAAGAUGAAAGAGCGGAGAUUGUGAACAGUCGUGUGAAGAUAUGGAUACAGGAUGUGGAUAGCCAAGUAGAAAUAGAAGAGCCGACUGUGGAUAGUCAAGUCGAGGUCAAGUUUGAAGAGCCAAACAGCCGGAUAGAAACAGGAGAACAGAUUGUGAGCCAGGAGGUUGAGAUAAGAGAACCAGCUGUGGAAUACCAGAUAGAGAUUGAAAAAUCACCUGUGAAUAGCCAUAUAGAAGUUACAGAACUGGCUUUGAUUAAUAAAGUAGAAGUGGCAGAACCAAUUUUGACUCCAGAAAUAAAGAUAAGAGAGUCCGUCAUGUGUAGCCAAGAAGAGAAAAGGGAACCGGCAGUGAACAGCCAAAUACCCAUAAGAAUUCUGGCUGUGGAUAGCCAUGAAGAAAGAAAAGAACCAACCGUUUAUCGCCAGGUUGAAGUGAAGCAGCCAUCUGUGUAUAGCCAAAUAGAAGUGAGAGAAGAAGUGAGAGAACCAACCGUGACCCAAGAAGUGAAGAUUAGAGAGCCAGCUCUGUGUAGUCCGACAGAGAUAAGAGAACAGGCAGUGAAGAGCCAAAUACCAAUAAGGAUACCAACUUUGGAUAGUCAAGCACAGAUAGGAGAAUCAGUUAUAAGCAGUCCAUUGGAGAUAGCAGAACAUACUGCGGAUAGCCCCAUGGCUGCCAAAAACCACCUGACUGGAAAUAGCCACAUAGAGAUAAGAGAGAACAUUUCUGACGGAGAAGUGGCUGUGGAUAGCCACGUUGAGAUAAAAGAAGAUGCUGAUGAGGGUACAAGUCCUGACAAAUCUGUGCGUAAACAUAUAGAGUUCUGGGAACAGAUGGAAGGGAAGAAAAGUGCACCUAGCAGUAGUGCGGAUCUCCAGAGAGGAAUAAGUGAUAGGACUGAUGUGGAGAUGGCUGAGGAGGGGAAGGGAAUUGACAUAGAUAAAAGUAAUGUUGAAGAUGUUGGUGAGGAGAGGGGAGUGGGUCAUUUGGUAGGUGACAUAGAGGAUGAGGAUUGUGACUCGGAUGGAACGGCAAACGGAGAGGAAAGUGAAAGUUUUGUUAGCGAAAGGGAGGUCACGGGUGAUCUGAGUGCAGUGGUUGGUCCGGAUGAUGAUCUUGAUGUUGUAAAGGGUGUUGAUGAUGUGGCAGAUGAAAAAAAAGAUUCUGAAGAUGAAGGUUGUGAUGCAGUGGUGGUCAGGGGCGAGAUUGAUGAAAAUGUAGGGCGAUUUGAAAAUUACAGUAAUGAGGAUACGGUUUCUGUUGAAGUGGGAAAGGCACACAAUAUGGGUUUUACUGUGGGUGAAGAUGGGAAUGUCCUGACAGAAGAAGGAGAGAAAAGUGAUGUUCCUGUUUGUGACGAAGGUGUCUAUGGGGAUGUUGGAGAAGCCACAAGUGACAGGUUGGGGGCAACAGAGACGGCAGGGGAGACAAUCGAAAUGUGGUAAUACUAGAGGGAUGAGAUGAUUUGAAAGCGGUGCCAUUCUCUCAGUAGUGUGACCUUGUCUAAAUCUUCAUGCAUCUACGAAGAUGUGUGUCAACUUCAUAUGGUUUUCUGAUAGACAGUUACAAAGAAAAAGCCUUUCUGUGUGUUCGUUUCUUGACCUAUUUUUAUAUGUGCGGCGUCGCUGAUCGAGUGGUUAGGCUGUUGGGCUUGCGUCCGAAAGAUCACGGGUUCAAAGUCUGUCAGUGGCCCGUUGUUGUGUCUGUGGGGAAAGGAACUUUUCAGGAAUUUUCCUCACUUUACCCAGGUGGGAAUGGGUACGGGGCUAUAGACGGCAAAAGAUCUAGUCAGUUUUUUAGGGUUUGAGUGAUUAACCAGCUGCUUGCGCUGUAUGCUUCCUUGGAAGCCAAGAA
Aplysia californica (California sea hare) is the source of this 5181-nucleotide messenger RNA. RefSeq lists its product as uncharacterized. Gene Ontology annotation, biological process: nucleotide-excision repair. Lineage: Eukaryota; Metazoa; Mollusca; Gastropoda; Aplysiida; Aplysiidae. Gene Ontology annotation, molecular function: DNA endonuclease activity; single-stranded DNA binding. Gene Ontology annotation, cellular component: nucleus. The record is from RefSeq and is a predicted model, not a curated record.